Eutrema salsugineum is the source of this 1848-nucleotide messenger RNA. Its product is annotated as inactive leucine-rich repeat receptor-like serine/threonine-protein kinase At5g24100. Gene Ontology annotation, biological process: protein phosphorylation. The transcript is spliced from 2 exons. Gene Ontology annotation, molecular function: ATP binding; protein kinase activity; protein binding. The coding region runs from base 1 to 1848 and encodes 615 amino acids. NCBI's taxonomy places the organism in Eukaryota, Viridiplantae, Streptophyta, Magnoliopsida, Brassicales, Brassicaceae. The record is from RefSeq and is a predicted model, not a curated record.
AUGAGUAGAAGAUUUUACAUCUUUUACUCUGUUUUACUUCUCUUCUACGGAUCAUCGACUCUGUUUUCUCCCGUCACCGGUGACCUCGCCGGAGACAGACAAGCCCUUCUUGACUUCCUCAACAACAUCACUCACCCACGGUCUCUAGCAUGGAACGCAAGCAGCCCGAUAUGCGCCACGUGGCCAGGCGUCACGUGCGACAGAGACGGCACACGUGUCACUGGCCUGCGCUUGCCCGGGGCGAGUCUUCUUGGAGUGAUUCCUCCGGGAACUAUCAGCCGUCUAUCGGAGCUUCAGAUUCUCAGUCUCCGAUUCAACGGCUUACAAGGCCCAUUCCCCAUCGAUUUCUUGCAGCUCAAGAAACUCAAAGCGAUUAGUCUCAGCAACAACAAAUUCUCCGGCCCACUACCGUCGGAUUACGCCACGUGGAAGAAUCUCACCGUUCUUGAUCUGUUUGGUAACCGAUUCGACGGUCGGAUUCCCAGUGGGUUUGCGAAUCUGACAGGACUCGUCUCGCUUAACUUAGCUGAGAACUCACUGUCCGGUGAAAUCCCGGAUCUUGAUCUCCCCGGUCUACGCAGGCUUAACUUCUCCAACAAUAAUCUCACCGGAUCAAUCCCAAAAUCUCUGAGACGAUUCGGAAACUCGGCUUUUUCCGGCAACAAUUUAAUUUACGAAAAUGCCCCUCCGCCGGUGGUUUUCCCUACGGAAAAGGAGAAAGAAAACCGCGGGAUCUAUAUCUCAGAACCGGCUAUUCUCGGGAUAGCGAUUAGCGGUUGCUUCGUGAUAUUCUUCGUAAUCUCGGCGUUGAUCAUCAUUUGCUAUGUGAAAAGGCAGAGGAAGAAAGAAACAGAGACAGAGAAGCUGAAACCGGCAAAGGAAUUAGCGUCUAAACUAGUAAAAGAGAAGAAUGUAGAAGUAAUGGAGGAGAAGAUCGAAAUUGACAGAGUUAUGUUCUUUGAAGGAAGCAAUCUUGCUUUCAACUUCGAUGACUUGUUGGGAGCUUCGGCAGAGUUUCUAGGGACAGGCACUUUUGGGAUGACAUACAAAGCGGUUCUAGGCGAUUCCAAGGCCAUAGCGGUUAAGCGAUUGAAGAAUGUGGUUGUGUCGCGGAAAGAUUUCAAACAUCAAAUGGAGAUCGUUGGAAACAUUAGGCAUGAGAACGUUGCUCCUUUAAGAGCUUACGUGUGUUCCAAGGAUGAGAAGCUUAUGGUCUAUGAUUACUACCCUAAAAAAAGUCUCUCUGUUCUUCUUCAUGGCAAGGAUAGCGAUAAGGGCCACGUGGCCCACGUUCCGUUGAAAUGGGAAACGCGAUUGAGAUUCAUGAUCGGAUUAGCAAAAGGAUUAGCUCACAUACACACAGAACACAAGCUGGCGCAUGGUAACGUCAAACCGUCCAAUGUAUUCAUAAAUUCCAAAGGAUAUGGAUGCAUAUCGGAAACCGGUUUAGCUGUUUUAACCAACCCUUUUAGGAGGGGAGAUGAAUCAGCUAGAGCUUUCAAACGUUACCGUGCCCCGGAAACAAUCGACGACACGAGGAGAUCGACGCCGGAAUCAGACAUAUACGCUUUGGGAAUUUUGAUUCUGGAAAUUCUAACCGGAAGAUCGAGUAUGCAUGAUGAAGAGGAGGAGGGCAUAUUCAUAGAACUUGUGACUUGGGUGAAUACGGUUGUGGCAAAACAAUGGACAGGUGAAGUGUUUGAUUUGGAGCUUGUGAAGACUCCUAACAUUGAAGCAAAGUUGCUUCAGAUAUUACAGUUAGGGCUGGAUUGUGUGUCUAAGACUCCGGCGAAGAGACCGAAGAUGGUGCAAGUGGUUAAGACAUUGGAAGAGAAUGAGGGGGUUUGA